UCUACCACAUGGACGACGCGGCAGUACUGCCGCUACACGGACCCGGACCUCGGUUGGUGCAACUUCCCCGUACUUUAUCCUACAAGACAACCCGGUUGAGGUUGACGCAUCGCUCACUCUCCAUUCUCUUCUCUCUACCCUCCUUCCCCUACUCCUGUCUCUGUUCUCAGUCUUCACAAUGGCGAUAACUGUGUGGUCUUCAUUAGCCUUCCUCGUUUUCCUUCAUGCAGCUGCUACAGAUGCUCUCAACUCUCAAAUUAGAGUUACUGAUAACCCAGCGGACAAGUUGGUUGCUGCAAUCAAUGAAAACAGAACUGCACACAGGGUCUCAAGCUUGUAUGACAACCCGGGGCUUGCCUGUAUUGCCCUACAAUACAUAAAGGCAUACCAGGGUGAUUGUGGUGCAGUGGGAGGAGCUGAUGCAAAGAAGCCUCCUGAAUCUCAAUUUGCUGAAACUUUCGCCCCUAAAUGUGGUGUUAAGGCAUCAACACUUGCCACUAUCACUGGUCGUUUCCUGGGCUGCCAGACUAAAUACGUGCACGCACCAGAGGCAUUUUCAGAGAUCCUGAUAAAAAACCAGAGGAGCUUGGAUAUACUUUACAGUAAGAAUCACACUCAACUGGGAGCUGCUGUGACGGGUACUGAUGGAGGAUCUCCUUACUUCUGGUGCGUGUUAUUCAGCAAUGGUAAACAACCUAAUAGCACCUUUGUGUUUGAGGACGGUGUGGCUAAAAUAACAAAACCUGGCUGCUUCAGCGGAGCUAAUGAUGUGUGCAGUGGUGCUUAUGAUUGGCCUCAGCGUGGUGGCAUAUGGCUAUUUUCCCCUACAACUCUGGUUGCUUUGAGUUUUGCUUUGGCUUUGUGAUUGCACUGUAACUGAAAUUUGACUUAUUUUCUCUCCUAAAAAAUUUACUUUGAUUUAAAUUUUUUCUCUGUAGAUUCCCUAUUUGUACUUUCUGUUUGUUGUCCUUGGAUUUGUAUUUGAAUGAAGACCAAGAAGGGGGGGUGGGGCGUACAAAUUGUUUCACGUUAUCUCUUGAUUACAUAUGAAAAUGAAAUUUGCAUUUGCCACA
This is a messenger RNA of Prosopis cineraria, 1073 nucleotides long. RefSeq lists its product as uncharacterized. NCBI's taxonomy places the organism in Eukaryota, Viridiplantae, Streptophyta, Magnoliopsida, Fabales, Fabaceae. The record is from RefSeq and is a predicted model, not a curated record. The transcript has 2 exons. Bases 179 to 865 code for a protein of 228 amino acids.